GCCCGAUCCAUGUCCUGUCAAGUCUGAACAGUUGUAGGAACGGCCGGACAGUUGCUCAGAUGUCAGACGGAGAAGAAAGGACGGCGAAUAGCGACUCGCCGACUCCACUUCCAGUUUCCGGCCGCGAGCGCAAAAUGAAGUUUGCCCGACCCGUCAAAUACACCGCACCAUCUCUCUUUUUCCGAUCGAGCUUUCCACUCUCUUCAAGACUUGUUUUGCUGAUCUCUUGAUAGCUGGUGUGAGAUUUUCCCUCAGACGAUGGUGACUGCACAGAUGUAUCCGAAACCCUAGAAUUUUCUUUUUAGUGGGUUUGCAAAGCUGAACAUGAAGAUAAAUUGGUUUUUACAGUUAUUUGCUCUUUGUUUUCAUAUGGAUCUUUGGCAAGGUUGCUUCAUACCUCAUAACAGUCCCAAAACGAAGAUUGUACUUUCUUGUUCUUCCCGGUGGUAGGCAUCAGGGGCUAGAACUGAACUUCCAUACUGCAAUACCUGUUUUCUGGCCCAAUGGAUUGAAUCGUAGGAGAACUGUACAAUACUUCUAGCUGAUAAAUUCAUUCUUGUACUUCCUCUUUGAUAAAUGACUGUAUUAAUUAAUCAAUGAGAAAGGGGAACAAAUCUGAAGCUUAUGCAUUGGAC
Linum tenue is the source of this 635-nucleotide messenger RNA. Lineage: Eukaryota; Viridiplantae; Streptophyta; Magnoliopsida; Malpighiales; Linaceae. The record is from the annotation of a GenBank genome assembly.